AUGCUCAAUUUACCUUUUGAUAAAUGGAGUUUAAAGUUUUACGAUCCAGAAUUCGAAUCUUAAUACGAAGAUCACUUAAAUAAAAUUAGAUUGAUAUCAUUUAAAGUUUUAAACCUUACUAUUAGUAUUGCUGCAUUCAUUUGUUUAUUGACUUUUGUUAUUCAAUAACAAUCUCUAUUAUUAAUAAUUUUGAUGACUUUAACACUAUUUGGAUGUGUCUUUUUAUUGAUAAUUAGCAGAAAAAUCUUGCCAUAUUUAAAAUCUAUAUUCUCAUUUUAUUAUGUUUGGGCACUGACAACUAAUAUGUUUAUAGCUUAUGCAGGCUUUGAAAUGUAAUUCAUUUGAUAAAUUAGACCUAAUUUCAUAUUUGGCUUCAACACAUGUAGUCUAGCAAUUGGUACAAUGUAAUAUAGUGAUAAUAAACUUAAAGUAGCAUUUACCAUAACAACUCCAUUUAUUUUAAUGGGAGUAUUUAAUGUCUAUUAAGCUGAUACUUUAGCUUUUGUUUUUUAAACAAUCUCAUGUACUACUUUUAUUGGAAUAUGGGGUUACAUGAAUGAAUACACAUCUAGACUUGCUUUCUCUCUUAACCUUAUUUCUAAUAAACAAAAGUAUAUAUAUUCACUGUUAUUUAGAGAUUUGAUUAAUGAAUUUGUAAAUGAUGCUCUUUUUGCAUUAGGUCUAGAUAAAAGAACUCGAUAGUUUAUUUUAGAAUUUUAAAAUAACAAAUUCGUAGAAUUGAUGAAAAUUAAAGAAACAGAAUAGAUAAAAACUUUUCUAAGAUCUACCUUUGUUAUGAUUAAAUCUAGCGAAAGUUAGAAUAAAUUAAGAGAUAAAAAUUCAACUAAAUUAUUAAAUUUAGAGGAAGUUUUUUUCUAAAAAAUUAAAAGUUUUGAAAAAUCAACAAACUAUAAAGAAUAAUAAGAAGACAUUUUUGAAAUUUAUUAACAUGAUUCACUUAGUGAUCAAACUAAAAAAAUGCGUUUAUAAAUAAGAUUUCUAAACUUUGGAAAACCAAUAAUUAUAGCCAUUAUUAAAUCAGAACAAGUUCCUAAUUUGAUCCAUAAAUAUGAAAGUUAAAUCAAGGAAUAUCAAAAAAUUAUAAUAAAUAUGUCUAAUAAGAUAGUUAAAUAAUAAUCAAUGCUUUAUGAGGAGAUGAAAAAAAUUAAAUUUUAAAACUUAAUUGAAUAAUAAUAGUUAAUUUCAUUGUAAUGUCUCAACUUGUCCAUAAUUAAUUACAUUAGAAACUAUAUUUUAUUAUUUUAAAAAAAUAAAAUUGCUGAGAUGAAAUUUAAUCUUUAAAAUUGCAAGUUUCAUAAUUAUAUAGCAAUUAUAAAUUAGUACUUUUAAACAUUAUCUGCUUAUCAUUCUAUCAAAUUUACUCUUUAAAAUUUCAUAGAUCAAAAUUGUUCUUUUAAAAUAAACAUUAACUACCUUACUUAAAUCUUAAUCAAUAUAUUUGAUGAAGUAAUAAAGAUAACAAUUAGAGAUAAUUUGAUCAAUCUUAGAAUAAUAGAGGAAUUCUAAUAAGAUCGUUCAACAAAAAAAUACAUGAAACAGGGGAUAGAAUAAAAUAACAACACUGCAGGAUAAUUAAAAUUGAUUCAAUUUAAAUUCGUUUUUACAAGUAAUGAGUACCUUAAUUUAAAGAAUCUUGCGUUUAUUUAAAGACUUAAUAACAAUGAUUAAUAAUUUAAUAAUUUCGAAGAGGGUUCAAUUAUUUCAGAAAUAACUUGUUUCCUUUUAGAAAAUAUAGGUCCAAAUAACAACAUUUAGAUUAAUUAAUUUUAGAACCCUCAAAUAAAUUUAAUUUAGAAUACCAUCAAAUUUUUAAUAUACUCUGAUUAAUCUUAAUUAGAACCAUCUUAUUAUAAAGUUCGAGAAAAAGCUUUAUUUGAAUGA
Paramecium sonneborni is the source of this 1902-nucleotide messenger RNA. NCBI's taxonomy places the organism in Eukaryota, Ciliophora, Oligohymenophorea, Peniculida, Parameciidae. The record is from the annotation of a GenBank genome assembly.